GCAAAGGCGGAAAUAGGAAGAGGGAUUAUGCGGCCGUAAACACUGAUCUAAAGUCAGUUUAUUUGGUUUAUUCUCCAAGUGGUAAAUUAGGAUUGUGGUAUGAUAAACUGAUGUAAGAUCUGCUUUAGAGACAUCAUCUGAUUGAAUGAAUGGAUCAUGUGAGAACGGCCAGGGCCAGUUGCUGUGGAAACGUGAAUGGAGUCAACUCGUUUCGUGAUGGAAGAAAUUCAACAAAGAAAAAUGUCCCAUAACCAUGGGCUAGAGCUGCAUCUUCGCCAUCAUUAAACCAGAGGGCCAGUCAGUGGAUGGUUCAGGAGGACAGCGCCUAGCCUGGCCACCCCAGCCACAUGAUGCUCCAACAGGCAGGCUCUGUGCAGCUUCUCUGCCUCACUGCCAACAGUGGGGUUCCUCUCUUCACCCGGGGGGCCUCUAAGCAACUCCCAUUCUCCAUCAUCGGCUCCCUGAACGGUGUGCACAUGUUCGGAGCUGGCCAGGGGGUGGUGCUGGCUGGCUGUGAGACUGAUCGUGGAGGCCGGAUGGUGUGGAGGGUAUUUCAGGACAGCGUGAUGCUCAUAGCAGUGAGCAGCGGUAGGCAGGCCCAGCAGGAAGGUGGUGGUGCAGGUGAAGAAGACCUCCACCUGCGGCGCCUGCUGGAGAAUGUGUGGAACUGCAUGGUGCUGGUGCUGGGGCAGGAUGAGCUGGCCAGCUUGAGGAACGUGGAGCGGCUGAAGAGGGACCUGCGCUCCUGCUACCGCCUCAUCGACCAGCUCAUGGAGGGGGGACAAGGACAGGAGGGCAUUAUGGGGGACCUGACGCAUUGCGCGGACUGCCUGCUGCCCCCCAAUGCCACCGUGCUUCAGGAGGGCCUAGACUGCUUUACCCAGGCAGCAGAUAGCGAGUUUGGCUGCCUGAUGGUCCACGGACGGAUAGCCACUGCCACGGAAAAAUGGUGGCGUCUGGCGCCGCAGGAAGUGGUUCUCCUAUCCGUUCUGACCCGCUCUCUCUCCCUCUCAGGCUCUGCGUCCUGUGACACCCCUGUCUUCCUGCCCCAGGGCAGCCCCACCGUGGCACAUCGCCUGCUCCGCUUCCAGCUGCUUCCGGGAGUGGAUGUGUGCGUGCUGUGCGGCCCCAGUCCCACCCUGCACAGGGCUGAGAGCGAGCUGGUGGGUUGUUUCUGGUCUCCUCUACUGGAGGCCCUGAGAGGCAGCCUGGCCGUAGGGGAGCGCUGCCUGCCAGGCUCUGUGACCCUCCGCCCUGAUGUCCUGGCUCUGUUGCUCAUCAACAGAGAGUCCCGUCGCUCUGUCUCCUGUGUGAAGGCCAUCAUUACUAACCCCAACCAUCCUCCCAGUGACCAUCCUCUGCCCUCCAAGGCACGCUGCUGGGAGCUGCUCAGGCUCUUCUACACUUUCACCACCACUCGCUACUUUCCUCUGGAGGAGACCCCGGCCCUGACCCCAGGGGAGAAGGCCCAACGUGGGGACUCCCUCCGGGAGGACUUUGCCCUGGGCUUCUCCCACCAGCCGCUGCAGUGCUACCUGGUGACUGAGGAGUGUAAGUGUUUUGGCCUGCAGACUGCCCAACAUCAGCUCUACCUGCUCACCCCUCUCUCAGUGCCUACCUUCGCCCUAAGCUCUGUGGCUACACAGACCCUCUCCGCCAUCACUUUAGCUACAGGAUUUUAGGCCAUAUUUUAUAAUGGGCAUGGGCACAUUGCUGUGAAACCUAGGGAUAGCAUUACACUGUUCACUAUAUGUACCACUUUCAUCAUAGACAACCAUUAUGGAGCAAGGAAUGAUCCUUUUACCUCAAUUUGAUACUCCAGAAUAUUUGUGUGUGUGUAUAUACAGUAUAUCACAAAAGUGAGUGCACCCCUCACAUUUUUGUAAAUAUUUGAUUAUUUCUUUUCAUGUGACAACACUGAAGAAAUGAUACUUUGCUACAAUGUAAAGUAGUGAGUGUACCACUGGCAACAAGAGUGAGUACACCCCUAUGUGAAAAUGUCCAAAUUGGGCCCAAUUAGCCAUUUUCCCUCCCAGGUGUCAUGUGACUCGUUAGUGUUACACGUCUCAGGUGUGAAUGGGGAGCAGGUGUGUUAAAUUUGGUGUCAUUGCUCUCACA
Molecule: messenger RNA, 2118 nt
Organism: Oncorhynchus gorbuscha (pink salmon)
Lineage: Eukaryota; Metazoa; Chordata; Actinopteri; Salmoniformes; Salmonidae
Gene: fuz
Product: fuzzy planar cell polarity protein
Exons: 2
Coding region: 348-1682 (444 amino acids)
Biological process (GO): non-motile cilium assembly; vesicle-mediated transport
Source: RefSeq, a predicted model, not a curated record